This is a messenger RNA of Gossypium raimondii (Peruvian cotton), 1046 nucleotides long. Its product is annotated as 40S ribosomal protein S6. The coding region runs from base 120 to 869 and encodes 249 amino acids. Gene Ontology annotation, molecular function: structural constituent of ribosome. The record is from RefSeq and is a predicted model, not a curated record. Gene Ontology annotation, biological process: translation. Lineage: Eukaryota; Viridiplantae; Streptophyta; Magnoliopsida; Malvales; Malvaceae. Gene Ontology annotation, cellular component: ribosome. The transcript has 6 exons.
CAUUAAAAUUGCUCUACCGUGGGGUUUAAAUUAGAAAGAGGGAACUCGUUUUUGAAAACCCUAAGCAGAAGGAAGAAAUCGAAGUGAUUUGAGCCACCGCCUCUGCUCCGCCGCCAGCCAUGAAGUUCAAUAUCGCCAACCCCACUACGGGAUGCCAGAAGAAGCUAGAAAUCGACGAUGACCAGAAACUCCGAGCAUUUUUUGACAAGAGAAUCUCACAAGAGGUCAUCGGAGAUGCUCUUGGAGAGGAAUUCAAGGGCUAUGUUUUCAAAAUCAAGGGAGGAUGUGACAAGCAGGGAUUCCCAAUGAAGCAAGGAGUGUUAACUCCUGGUCGUGUCCGUCUCUUGCUCCACAGAGGGACCCCUUGCUUCCGAGGAUAUGGUAGGCGCAACGGAGAGAGGAGGAGGAAGUCUGUUCGAGGAUGCAUUGUGAGUCAAGAUCUCUCUGUUCUCAACUUGGUAAUUGUGAAAAAGGGGGACAAUGAUCUUCCUGGGCUCACUGAUACUGAGAAACCAAGAAUGAGGGGUCCCAAGAGGGCAUCAAAGAUUCGUAAGCUCUUCAAUCUCUCAAAGGAGGAUGAUGUCCGGAAGUACGUCAACACUUACCGUCGAUCUUUCACGACAAAAUCAGGAAAGAAAGCCAGUAAAGCUCCCAAGAUCCAGAGAUUGGUAACUCCAUUAACUUUGCAGAGGAAGAGAGCAAGAAUAGCUGAGAAAAAGAAGAGAGUUGCAAAGGCAAAGGCCGAUGCUGCGGAGUACCAGAAGCUACUUGCCCAGAGAUUGAAGGAACAGAGAGAACGACGUAGCGAAAGUUUAGCCAAGAAAAGAUCCAGACUUUCUGCUGCAUCUAAACCGUCAAUUGCAGCUUAAUUUCAGCUCACUUAAAACCCAGUCAGAUUAUGAUAUCGUGUUGAAAACAAAUCAAAAGGAACAUGUUUGAUUUUAGAUUUUUCAUGUUUGAAAGGUUUAACAACUCUGUUUGGAAGUGUGCUCUGACAUUGCUGAAUUUACACUAUUCUUUGAUUCAAAAUUUGACAAUUCACUCAA